This is a messenger RNA of Olea europaea var. sylvestris, 1566 nucleotides long. RefSeq lists its product as uncharacterized. The coding region runs from base 560 to 1078 and encodes 172 amino acids. NCBI's taxonomy places the organism in Eukaryota, Viridiplantae, Streptophyta, Magnoliopsida, Lamiales, Oleaceae. The record is from RefSeq and is a predicted model, not a curated record. The transcript has 3 exons.
UCCAAAACCAAUGAGAAGUGCCCUUAAAAUAUCACCACCACCACCUUUGAUGUAUAAUUAACCACGUGGCGAUCCACCAAAACCUAAGCAACAUUGCCGGCCCCUCUUGGUCCUAACGUAAAGAUAAUAAAAUAUAAAUACCUAAACUAAGGGAGCAUUCUUUUUACACAUGAAUUUGUACUCAUCGUUACAUUUGCUUAAAUUAAAGGUCAUAAUUAUUUAUCAAAAAUACUUGUCAAAUUCAUGUGUAGAAAGAACCUUUCCCCCGAAACAAUACAUACAAAUAAAUAAAUAUCAUUAUACAGGAAUAUUUACAAUAGGAAUAUAAAUCAUAAGUUGGUUGGGUAAAGGGAAUCGAGGGGCGGCUGGCUGGCUUGAAGUAGACCUAUUUUACCAUGCUUCGAGGUGGGCGGGGUGGAGGAGGGGGGCUUACUUGUUAGAAAGAGACCUUUGGUUGCUUCACCUCCUAUCUUCCUGUUCCGCAGAAAUAUUUCCACGCAUACAAACUGAUUAUCUACAGAGAAGAAAAGAUAGAGAGAGAGAGAGAGAGAGAGAGAGAAUGGGGAAUUGUCAAGCUGUUGAUGCUGCAGCACUUGUGAUACAACAUCCAAAUGGCCAACAGGAGAGAAUGUACUGGCCGGUGUCAGCAAGCGAGGUGAUGAAAAUGAACCCAGGACAUUACGUUUCUCUCAUAAUACCUUUGCCAGUCGACGGAGAAAGAAAUUCGGAUGACAAGACGGUGCGCUUUACGCGUGUUAAGCUUCUCCGGCCAACUGACACAUUAGUUCUCGGCCGAGCUUAUCGACUGGUCACAACACAAGAGGUUACGAAAGUGUUGAGAGCAAAGAAACACGCGAAAAUGAAGACAAAACGGCCGGAUUCAGCAGAACAAACUCCAGUGGCAGAAAUGCAGAAUCGUAUCUGCGAAUCCGAAACUGGAAUAUCUGCAGGGGAGAAGAAUGAUGAGCCUGUGAGACACGACAGUCAUCGGCAAAGGUCAGGAUCAACGAAUUUAACUGCUAUACGAUCUAAAACGUGGCGACCAUCUCUGCAAAGCAUUUCUGAAUCUGGAAGCUGAUGGAGGUAGCAGCUUGAUCAUUAAAUGAGCAGUGUUUAGUGAUAAUGUUUCUGUAUAGCUAAAAGAAGAGAAAUAUUAAGAUCAAAAGUUCAAUCUUGAAAAUUACAGUAUUUCAAAACGAAAUUGCAAGAUGCUACCAAAUGUACCUUCAGUUCUUGAAGAUUAAGUGGUUAGUAUUUGCGUAAAUUUUAAAUUCGAAAUCUUCCAACCCCGAUGAACAUAAUUUUGAGCCCAUACUAACGAAGUUUGAAAAUCCACAUGAAUUUCUCUUAUUCUUCUUCUUCUUUUUCUCCUGAACUGCAAACAUCAUAUUUGUUCAAGGAACUAUCAAUAAAGUUCUGGAUCUUCCAGAUUGUGAUGGCAUAUUCAGUAGGGAGGAUUAGACAGUAUUAAAGAACAAAAGUUAAGUUAUAUUUUUGUUUAUUAUCCUGUCUCCAUUUCUCCUGUAUUGUAAACAGAACAAUGCACCGAGUGUAAAAUUUGCUGAA